Molecule: messenger RNA, 1449 nt
Organism: Hemicordylus capensis (graceful crag lizard)
Lineage: Eukaryota; Metazoa; Chordata; Lepidosauria; Squamata; Cordylidae
Gene: ALX1
Product: ALX homeobox 1
Exons: 4
Coding region: 145-1122 (325 amino acids)
Biological process (GO): embryonic skeletal system morphogenesis; negative regulation of DNA-templated transcription; positive regulation of transcription by RNA polymerase II
Molecular function (GO): DNA-binding transcription activator activity, RNA polymerase II-specific; RNA polymerase II transcription regulatory region sequence-specific DNA binding
Source: RefSeq, a predicted model, not a curated record
UGGAGCCAGCAGAGGUCGGAGCGCGGGGAGGUUGCGCAAGAAGCCCCCGCUGCUGCGCUUCAAGCUAUAAAAGCGCCGUCGGGGGCGCCUCGCCGCGGCGGCAGCAGUAGUAGGGCGGGCGCGAUCGCGGCUCCGUCGAGGACCAUGGAGUUCCUGAGCGACAAGUUCGGCCUCAAGAGCCCCCCGGCGGCGGCGGGCAAGGGCGCCGACUUCUACCUGGCCUCCGGGGGCUCCUUGGAGCACGUCAUGGAAGCGCUGGACGGCGGGGAGGCCUUCUACGCCAAAGGGGCAAGCAAAUGCGUGGCGCAGGCCGCCUACAACCCCCACGCCAGGCUCGACAGGGCGUCCCCGGCCCGGGACGGCUCGGUGAGCUACGGGAUUACCAAAGUUGAAGGUCAGCCACUUCACACGGAGUUGGGCAGGCCUCUGGACAACUGCAGCAGCCUUCGGAUGUCUCCAGUGAAGGGGAUGCAGGAGAAAGGCGAGCUGGAUGAACUCGGAGAUAAAUGUGACAGCAAUGUCUCCAGCAGUAAGAAGAGGAGGCACCGGACCACUUUUACCAGUUUGCAGCUGGAAGAGCUGGAGAAAGUGUUCCAGAAGACACAUUACCCUGAUGUUUAUGUAAGGGAGCAGCUGGCUCUGAGGACAGAACUCACCGAGGCCAGAGUUCAGGUCUGGUUUCAAAACCGAAGAGCAAAGUGGAGAAAGAGAGAACGCUACGGGCAAAUCCAACAAGCAAAAAGCCAUUUUGCAGCCACCUAUGACAUAUCUGUUCUACCAAGGACUGAUAGCUACCCACAGAUCCAGAAUAAUUUGUGGGCAGGAAACACAGCUAGUGGUUCAGUGGUGACUUCCUGCAUGCUUCCACGUGACACUUCCUCUUGUAUGACCCCUUACUCCCAUUCGCCUCGGACAGAUUCUGGGUACUCAGGCUUUUCGAAUCAUCAGAGCCAGUUCAGCCAUGUUCCCCUCAACAAUUUUUUCACUGACUCUUUACUCUCCGGAACAACCAAUGGACACGCAUUUGAAACCAAGCCGGAAUUUGAACGCAGGUCUUCCAGUAUUGCGGUUCUACGAAUGAAAGCCAAAGAACAUACUGCCAACAUCUCCUGGGCCAUGUAAUGUAGCUGAAUACUUUUCCUUUUACAUGUCAAGCAACCCACCCCACCCCACCCUUCUUAUUUCAAAUAUUUAAAGGAAUCAUCAGUAAGCUGCUGUGUGAAGAAUCGCUAGUUCAGGAUGUACCAUGAAGCCUGCUUAAGCAAAUACCUGAUAUACUGUUAAACAAUAAAAUGUAAGCAUAAAGCAUGUGUGAGGACUAAAUAGAUCCACCGAGUGCUGAUUUCCAAAAGCCCUCUAAAAAAAAGAAAUUGCCAAACAUGUUUUCUUUACCAGUUGAUGAAAUAUGAUUGUAAAACCUGCAAAAAGAAUAAACCUAUUAAAGAUGUA